UGUGCCCACGUGUUCCCCGGCUCCGGUACGGUGAGCCCUUCCCUCGCCGCCGGCGACGCCGACCAAACAAACGCGCAGUGAGAGCCUGAGAGGACGGCUACCCAAUCCGCAAGGAAGCGAAGCUCCUCUGCUCCGGUCGGAUCGGCUCCCUUUUCUGCUGCUUCCGAUGGACAGCGCCGCCACCGCUGCAGGAGGAAGUGGGGAGCCGGCGGCCAACGGGUCCAAAUCCGAGGAGCAGCAGUUCGAUCCCAGCCGAAUGGUCGGGAUAAUCAAAAGGAAGGCCCUGAUUAAAGAUUUGGCUGCAGCAUACCAUGCUAAGUGUAUAGCAUCCUGUAAAGAACUCCUGCAGCUUCAGAAACAGUGGGAGGAGGAACAGUACGUGGAAGCCAAAAUGCCCGAAGAACCAAGACUGAUUACAAUGAAGACCUCAACGCAUAGGAAGAAGUAGAUUUAGGAUAUUAGUUUCUUUUCAAAGAGCACUUUUCAGCUCUGUUAACUGUUGUGAUCGUUAGCUUGACACUUGACAGUGAACUAAAAUACAAGGAAACAUCGCUCUCAGCAGGGCUUAUGCUGUAAAGUAUCAUUUGCAUGCUUCCAA
This is a messenger RNA of Panicum hallii, 598 nucleotides long. RefSeq lists its product as uncharacterized. The record is from RefSeq and is a predicted model, not a curated record. NCBI's taxonomy places the organism in Eukaryota, Viridiplantae, Streptophyta, Magnoliopsida, Poales, Poaceae. The transcript has 4 exons. Bases 167 to 448 code for a protein of 93 amino acids.